UACAAUUUUAUAUACGAUAGAAAAACUAUGGCACAAAUUCACCUCGUCUCUCACAUGGUCUUGACCAUUAUCGUCAUAACUUAUUAGGAAAUAGAGAAUUUUUUUUUUCUUCAGUAUUUUGUUCUUUUGUUUACUUGGUCACCGAAAGACUUGACCAUAAGAAGUCCUGGAGUGUUCAUUCUCUUAAGAUGUUAUUUGUUUUUGGUAGGGACAGGCCGACAUUGAUUUGAUAAAAUGACCGAGAAAAGCAAGUCUUGGGAGACCAAUUUGCUUAAAUUUGAACCAGGCAAAUGCAGUGAAAUAGAAAAUAGCGAUAUUGCUUCUGGUUUCUCAGACUGAAAUCAUCAAAUUCUAAUGGACAUCAUUGCCGUGAUAAUAACUUGCCUGUUGCUCAUGUCUGUGGGGACAAGAGUUGAAACGUAUCAGAUACCACUCGGAGCAACACUUACUGCACAGAGUACUACUACUUCUUUCUGGCUUUCUCCUUCUGCUCAAUUUGCAUUUGGUUUUUAUCCACUAGAACAAGGUGGUGACUUUGUCGUUGCAAUUUGGCUGGUUAGCGGGGAGAACAAGACAGUGGUAUGGACUGCACAACGGAACGAUCCUCCGGUAACCUCAGGUGCAAAGCUACAACUAAACAUGGACGGUAAACUCGUACUAACAGACAACCAACGUGAAGAGAAGGUUAUUGCAGCUAAUUUCAGUGCAAAAGCUGCCUCUGCCUCCGUGCUCGAUUCUGGAAACUUUGUGCUCCACAACAGUAAAAACGACAUCAUAUGGCAGAGUUUCGAUUACCCAACAGAUACUUUGUUAGGUGGUCAAUCUCUUCCAAACGGACAUCAACUGGUGUGCAAUUCAUCACAGAACAACCAUUCCAGUGGACGGUUUCGUCUCAAGAUGCAGGAUGACGGAAAUCUUGUUUUGUAUCCAGUGGACACAAGUGACACAGGAAAUGAUGCUUACUGGGCCUCUGAUACUAGUUUUGCUUUGAAUCUCCGUGAGCAAUAUCAGUACCCUCUCGUCGAAAAUGGUACUCUGCGGAUUCUGAAUGAAAGCAGUCAUGGGAGGACUAAGGUGAUUCUAAGUGUAAUCAAUAAUUCAUCUUUAGCUAACGAUGGAAACCGGAUCAUCUAUCGUGCAACCCUGAAUUAUGAUGGGAUAUUUCAUCUGUAUGCGCAUUUUAAGAAUGGCAGUACCCAAAAUUUGGCAAAAUGGCCGGAUGUUAAAAGCAUGUGUUCAGUAAAAGGUUUUUGUGGAUUCAACAGCUACUGCACAUUAGAUGACGCUCAACCAUUAUGCUCUUGUCUUUCGGGUUUUAUCUCCAUACAUCCAAACGACUCCACUCUGGGCUGCAAAAGGAGCUUUCUGAAAGAAGAUUGUUGGGGGAAGAAAGACAGCGCAACCUCGUAUGAGAUGAAGUCGGAGGAGAAUAUUGUGUGGGUGGAUUUUCCUUAUUUAAAGGCUGAAAUGUCACAAGAAGAAUGCUCCGCUGCUUGCUUGGCUGAUUGCAAUUGUGAGGCUGCAUUUUACGACGGUGUAAGCUGCAUGAAACAAAGGCUGCCUUUGAGAUAUCUCAGACGGCAAUUAAGCGAUUACAGAACCUCAGUGUUACUGUGGAAAGUGGGAGACAGCCUCAGCAAUCGGACGGAAAACGAUUAUCCUGUGCCUGUUCCUGAACCACCACCAAUCAAGGCAACAAGUAAUAAAGCAACGGUGCAUAUUAUUAUCAUUACAUCCGUAUUUUCGCUGCUUUUAUGUUCAACCAUUGUCAUAUCCAGCCACUACACGUACAAGAUUCGGAUUUUGAAGUAUAAAAGAUUGAUGGAAACUGGGAACUUGGGUCUGAAUGAAGAGGUGACUUUGAGAAGGUUUUCAUACAGCGAACUCAAAAGAGCAACAAAUAAUUUCAAGAUAGAACUGGGAAAAGGGUCUUUUGGAGCAGUUUACAGGGGGGCGUUGGACAAAGGUAAGAGGUUGAUUGCAGUGAAGAGACUGGAGAAGUUAGUGGAAGAAGGAGAAAAGGAAUUCCAAGCAGAAAUGAGAGCCAUUGGAAAAACCCGUCACAGGAAUCUAGUUCGUUUGUUGGGGUUCUGUGCAGAGGGUUCUAAAAGGCUUCUGGUGUAUGAAUACAUGUCCAAUGGCUCCCUUGGAAACCUUAUCUUCGUGGGUGAAAGUCAGAGACGUCCAGAGUGGGAUGAGAGAGUAAGAAUAGCGGUGGAGAUUGCUAGAGGGAUAAUGUAUCUCCAUGAAGAGUGUGAGGCACCAAUCAUUCAUUGUGACAUAAAGCCUCAAAACAUCUUGGUGGAUGAGUUCUGGACUGCCAAAAUAUCCGAUUUUGGGCUUGCAAAACUUCUCAUGCCCGAUCAAACCAGAACCAUGACAGGGGCCAGAGGAACAAGAGGGUACUUGGCCCCUGAAUGGAACAAGAAUGUCCCAAUAUCUGUCAAGACUGAUGUUUAUAGCUACGGAAUAAUGCUGUUGGAAAUUUUAUGUUGCAGAAGAAACAUCGAAGUUCGUGUCCCUGAACCUGAGGCGGUUAGUCUCUGCUCCUGGGCUUAUAACUGUUUUGUUGCAGGAAAACUCAAUAAGCUUUUUCCUUGGGAAGUGGUGGAUGACAAAACUGCCGUGGAAAAUAUGGUUAAAGUGGCACUUUGGUGUAUCCAAGAUGAACCUUUUCUUCGCCCAACAAUGAAGAGCGUCGUAUUGAUGUUAGAAGGGGUCACCGACAUAGCAAUUCCUCCUUGUCCCGCUUCCAAUUCUACUUGAAUUUUCUCUGUUAAGAAAUGUCGCAGUGUUCAUGGAUCAUAUGCUUUUCAGUUUAUUUGUUUGUCUUCUGUUACGUGCGGUUGUCUUGUUAGGCUUAUUUUAUGGUGCUGUUAAGGUAGCAAGACAGAAGCUGAACUAGUAAUUUCCCAUGUUAAUUUCUGUUCA
Messenger RNA from Vigna umbellata (rice bean), 2931 nucleotides. Its product is annotated as G-type lectin S-receptor-like serine/threonine-protein kinase LECRK1. Gene Ontology annotation, molecular function: protein serine/threonine kinase activity; ATP binding. The record is from RefSeq and is a predicted model, not a curated record. Gene Ontology annotation, biological process: protein phosphorylation; recognition of pollen. NCBI's taxonomy places the organism in Eukaryota, Viridiplantae, Streptophyta, Magnoliopsida, Fabales, Fabaceae.